CACAAUAACAAACUCUCAUUAAAGCUGAUUCUGACAAACUAUCAGCUUCAGAUAAAUCUCAUAGUCAUUACUGUGAAAUGUUUUAUGGAUAAAAGUAGGUUCAUGCGCUAAUCACCAUACAACAAUGAAUAAGAGUGUUCAUAGUCUCAAGAUCGGCCGUGUGUUCUUACAGAAACAUGUUUAAUUGCUUUAGUUUUGGGUCUAGUAUAAGCUGGUUGUGUUCUUGACCGUUUUUGUGACAUUUACUCUGAGAGAGAGAGAGAGAGAGAGAGAGAGGAUGAGAAGUAGGUCAAGUGGAGUGUGUGUGUGGACCUGCUCCUCUCACAUAGAAAGAGUGAUCAUUAAAAGAGAAUAAAUAUAGAUUAUGUUAACAGAUGGUGCGCAUGCUCUUGUGUGUGUCUGUGUGUGCACGAGUGUGUGUCUGCGUGCUUGUGUGUGUCUGUGUGUUUUGUGUGCAGAUGCGCUCGUCUCUCUGAGGUGUCCUGAAAACCUCAUUCUCCAGCAGUGGUUUGCAGUUGUAGGAAGAUCUGAUAUUGUCCAGUGGAUGCAGAGAAAUCUCAACAUUGAAGAUCAAGUGGAAGCUCUUCAUCUGGGGACUCUGAUGGCAGCACACGGUUAUUUCUUCCCCAUAUCAGACCACGUCCUGAUUCUGAAGGAUGACGGAACGUUCUACCGCUUUCAGACUCCAUACUUCUGGCCAUCAAACUGCUGGGAACCAGAAAACACUGAUUAUGCCGUGUAUCUGUGUAAGAGGACAAUGCAGAAUAAGGCUCGUCUGGAGUUGGCAGAUUAUGAAGCUGAGAGUUUGGCGCGAUUACAGAGAGCGUUUGCACGCAAAUGGGAGUUUAUAUUUAUGCAAGCAGAAGCACAAGCAAAAGUGGACAAGAAACGAGACAAAAUCGAGCGGAAGAUUCUGGACAGUCAGGAGCGAGCAUUCUGGGAUGUUCACAGACCGGUGCCUGGUUGUGUAAACACCACUGAAGCAGACAUAAAGAAAUCUUCCCGGAUGAAACAACCUCACAAAACACGCAAGUCAGUAUAUGGUCUACAGAAUGACAUCCGCAGUCACAGCCCGACUCACACUGCAACCCCUGAAAUUAAAGAACCUACAGAGGAGGAGCUGCACAACCAGAUACAGCAGCAGCAGAUGCAGUUAGACAGGCAUCGCUUAAAAAUGUCUAAAGUAGCAGAGAGUUUGGUGAGUUUCUCAGAGCAGUAUAUGGAGUACGACCCCUUCUUCACUACACCAGAACCUUCAAACCCCUGGAUCUCUGAUGACACCACAUCCUGGGAGCUAGAGUCCAGUAAAGACGCGUGUCAGCAGAGGGUGAAGCGCUGGGCUUUUGGCUUUAAUGAAGUGUUGAAGGAUCCGGUCGGGAGAGAACAGUUCCUGAAGUUUCUGGAGUCUGAGUUCAGCUCGGAGAAUCUGAGGUUUUGGUUGGCCGUUCAGGAGCUGAAGAAGCGGGCGAUAGGUGAGGUGCCCAGCAGGGUGCAGGAGAUCUGGGAGGAGUUUCUUGCUCCUGGAGCUCCGAGUGCCAUCAACGUGGACUCCAGGAGUUAUGACAAAACCACUCAGAAUGUGAAAGAUCCCGGCCGCUACACGUUUGAAGACGCCCAGGAGCACAUCUAUAAACUCAUGAAGAGUGACUCGUACAGUCGCUUCAUCAGAUCCAGUGUCUAUCAGGAGCUUCUGCAGGCAAAGAAAAAGAAAAGCAAGAAUCUUUUCUAGAGUCUGAGUGUCAGCUGCGUCACUGAUGAGGACUCAUGCUAACAUUACUUGACAUUGUUGCUUGUAUAUUCAUUGAUCUGAUGUCUGUCAGUGGAUCGGUCAGAUUGCAUGUCACACAACACUUUGACAUUCUUAACUGCGCUUCUUUUAUUUUCCUUUUUCUUUUUUAGCAUCUCUUGGCUUUAUUUUGAGGCAUUCUGGACUUUUCCACAGACUUCAGAGUGCAGAAGUGUUUCAGAAAAUCCAUUUAUCAAAACAGUCAUGUUCAGCUCUGGCUGCCUGUUGUCAUGUGAAAAUAACAAAUCAAAUAUUUCAAUGAUCUGCUCAUUCUAAUGUACGGAUGUUUUUUUAAAGCACAAACUUUCACUGUACGAAAGAACUAUAAAUAUAUUAGGAUUGUUUUGCCUUUUGCACUUCUGAGAUCAGAUAACAAUAUCAGAGUUACAGUGAAGUCCUAAAAUGAGCGUUUGACGCUCAUGAGCGUUUUAUUUUUAUACUGUAUUUAGGGUUGUUCAUUUUGCGUUUAAUGUUGUUGUUUUUUAAAUGUGUGUAUAAAUCUGAUGGAGCUUUAGAUAAAGGAUGAGCAGUUCAUCGAUCACAAUGUUGAUCUCUCUCUUUAAACAUGUAAAUGAAAACACAUGUGAGGAUGUUUAGAGGAGAGUCACUCACAGAUGGAUGCUCAUGAAUAUGAAACAGCUUAUACAAUGACUGGUAAUGUAUGGACUGCUGUACAGAUGAUCACUUCUGAACAGUAAUAAUGUAUUUUGAUAAGAUUUAUAUGAUAAUGAGCACUAACUGAUAGCACAAUAAUAAUGUAUGGAUGAUGCUGGACUGUAAUGUUCAUUAAUAUCUUGAGAUUAUAUUCACCUGAUGGCUGUGGCCCAAACACUAAAGAUUUUUUCAGUUUUCUUUCUUCUGUUUGGAUUUUGAGGAUUUUUUUUAGAUGUAAAGAUAAAUGGAGGAGAGAAAACUGCAUGUCUGUCUGUCCGAAUGAUCCACACCUGUUGACGCAUUUAUAAUAUAGAUUUAAUGUAAAUACAAUACAAAAUCAAAUAAAGAGAUUAGAGAGAAUACA
This is a messenger RNA of Triplophysa dalaica, 2804 nucleotides long. RefSeq names its product regulator of G protein signaling 7b (gene rgs7b). NCBI's taxonomy places the organism in Eukaryota, Metazoa, Chordata, Actinopteri, Cypriniformes, Nemacheilidae. Bases 365 to 1729 code for a protein of 454 amino acids. The record is from RefSeq and is a predicted model, not a curated record. Gene Ontology annotation, biological process: intracellular signal transduction; G protein-coupled receptor signaling pathway; regulation of G protein-coupled receptor signaling pathway. The transcript has 16 exons.